This is a messenger RNA of Ipomoea triloba (trilobed morning glory), 790 nucleotides long. Its product is annotated as auxin-responsive protein SAUR50-like. The transcript has a single exon. The record is from RefSeq and is a predicted model, not a curated record. Gene Ontology annotation, biological process: response to auxin. The coding region runs from base 94 to 426 and encodes 110 amino acids. Lineage: Eukaryota; Viridiplantae; Streptophyta; Magnoliopsida; Solanales; Convolvulaceae.
UUCUUCUCCAACACAUUUAUUCCCAAGAGAGAACAAAAAGUGUUCUCUCUACUCUUUAGUCUCCACCUUUUUUGUCAAUUGCUCCUCCCAAAAAUGGGCGUGACGAAAUCCAACAAAUCGUCGCAAAAGGCAAUGAUCAAGCAGAUGGUCAAACGCUGCUCCAGCUUGGGAAAGAAACAUCAUGGCUACGUCGACGAUGAAGACGAGGUUGUCGGGCUCCCCCUCGACGUUCCCAAGGGACACUUCGUCGUCUACGUCGGAGCUAACCGGACCCGCUACAUUGUCCCCAUCUCUUUCUUGACCCGGCCGGAGUUUCAGGGCCUUCUCCGGCGAGCCGAGGAAGAAUUCGGCUUCGAUCACGAUAUGGGUCUCACUAUCCCUUGCGACGAACACGUUUUCGAAUCUCUAACGUCAAUGCUUAGGUAAAAAAACCCAAGAAAACAGCCGGAAUUAGUAUCGGAAAAUUGGGUUAUUUUCGUCGCUAAAAAAUGACGGUUUUUACCUUUUUGUUCCCCCUAUAUAUUGUGUUGUUAUUAUUAUUAACUAGCUAACUCAAAAAUAUGGGGUAUGAAGCAAUGGAGUCCUAUGGUAAUUUAUUUUUAAUUUUUUUUAAAGAAAUAUUUAUUGUAAUAUGUAAAGUUGAUGAUGAUGAAAAGUUUGUGUUUUUCCUCACGGCGGUUUUGGACGACUUUCGUCACUUUGUACCCUGUGGGAGAGAGGCUUUCAAUCACAGACUUCAAUGGUUAAUAUAAUUAUAUUAAUGCACUUUUUUGCUUUGUUUAUUUCAAAA